AUGAGGUUCAGUGCAAGAAACAAUACAAGAUGGAGUAAAAUUGCGAGAGAAGUUUCUCGAAGUGUGGAGUUUAUUGUAGACAACAAGAGCAUUAUGCAUGACAGGGCUCGCAAAGUGUGGAUGAACUUCGUGCUGCCCACUAGAGAAGAAGCAGAUGAAUUGGUUGUUUUCGCUCUUGGGAUAGUUGUUGGGUUGUUGUACACUCAUCGAUUGAAGUAUUUCUGCAAACGUACCAAGAACCAUGGAACUGGGCCUAGAGACCGUGUUCUUCAUCUCACGUAUCUCGGAUUGUGCAAGCAAAUCGAUCCCAGUGGCGGUUUCGAUCGUUGA
Molecule: messenger RNA, 330 nt
Organism: Mangifera indica (mango)
Lineage: Eukaryota; Viridiplantae; Streptophyta; Magnoliopsida; Sapindales; Anacardiaceae
Exons: 1
Coding region: 1-330 (109 amino acids)
Source: RefSeq, a predicted model, not a curated record